CGCUUAUACUUGCUCACACGUAUGAUACAAUCAAAUGCAAACAGCCUCGCGCGCGCGCGCGCGCGCGCACACACACACGCGCGCAUGCACUCGCAGUUUUUAUGGCACACGAAUAUGAGAUAUAUUUACUUGCAAAAACGUCUAUUUUCAACUUGAAUUUCCAUUUGGAGCUAAGUGAAAUGGAAACAAUUCAGUAGCUUCGGAGAAGAGCGAAUUUUUUAUUUUAAAUUUUCUGUUUUGCACCUGUGCUCGUCGCAAUAAUGGGAAAAAUAACAGUGGGUAUUUGCAGAUAAAUUGAAAUGUUGCUGGCAAAUGGUAAUACAUUGAAAAGUAAACUGCUUGAGAAGUCGAAUGAAUGAAGAAGAAAAAAAUUGCUUAAGAAUGGAGAAAUAAGUAUCGCGUAGGAUUUUUCAUCGAUAUUGCUCGAAAAUGCUUCCCAGGUCAAAUUUGUCAAAGAUUUUUGUUCGAUACUUUCACGAGAAAUGCGUUCCAUAUGUUGAAGGAGAUUCGGUUGACUCUUACGACUCCAAACUCCGAAAUUUUUUCAGCUCGUUUGGAGGUAUCUUUUGAAACUCGAAGUAGCCGGUGGCAGCCACCGGCUGGAGCUCACUCACUUUCUCUACUGGAAAGAGAAACAUUUAGCGAAUUUGUAGAAUCACCACGCGAUGUGAAAAGUCAUCCAAGAUUUUUCAUGCGAAGGAGCAAAUAAAACAUUGGAUGCGCGUCUAGCAUCACGCUGCAAGUGAAUUUUACAAUUUCUUUUACACCAUAAAUUUACUUAAACGACCCUCCCGACGGUCACUGGUAAACACUUUUUUCAAAAUUUAUUCCAACUUUCGAAAAGUGCUACACAGACUGACAUAUAAUUUCUCGUGUGAAUGGAAGAAAUACGUGAAAAGGAGUGACGAAAGAUCUAAUUUUAAAUUCUGGGUGGCAUCUUCUCUGAGGUCAAGCACACACUCGAGAUAAAAGCGAGCUGGCACGAAGCAUCGGAGAAUAUGGACGAGGGAGCAGCGAGCGUUGCUCUUAGCUACGCGAAUAAUUUCGAGGGGUGCGGGGCCUCGGGAUUCAACAUCUGCGCUGAUUUGAUACUGACUCACGGAUCUCUGCUUAAUGUAAAGGUUACGAGCACUCCGGAAAUUGAUGAUUUUAUCGAAAAUAUGACAGCAGGCGAAGUGAGAAGUGUGCCGAUGAGUCUGCGAGAGAAUUUAAAAGUUCGCGUUUACCGUCAGCGAGAAGCUGCGAGCAAAAUCGAUAAAGAAAAUAGAAAAAUGUCGACGAGGUUUUGCGAAAAAUCGGUGGAGAAUUCGAGCCUAGAAAUCGUCGAGGCUGAAGGUUCCGUUAUAGCGGCCUGGAAAUGCCCGCUUUUGGAUAACACUUUUCGGGAAGUUUUGAGCGGUUGGAGCUUCGAUAAAACUCGAAAAAAUGAGAGAUCGUUACUUCCCAUUUUCGUAAUUGUACAACUGGAUCGAAAAAAUCGUCCGAAUAUUUCCCUUGAAAAAGAGGCCUCGAGGGCUCGAAGAGCUCUCAACCGUUUCGUCGAGCGCAUCGACCAUCCGCUGAUGAAUCCACCGCGUGGUGCCAGCCUCGAAAUACUAUCGACUCCUUUUGGAAAUCCCGUUUUUAUUAAUUCCGCAUCACGCGGUGUCGUUAGCAACGUAUUUGGAGAUGACGGAUGUAUUAUGCUAACAGACGCAAAUGCCGUCCCGGGCUCCGAGGGAGCUCCCAUCUACGUCAUUCAGACCGAGAAUAAAAAAAGCUGUAUAUGCGGAAUGGUGAUUGCCCCGUUGAGUUGGUGCCGCGGUGAAUGGGUCGAUUACACAUUCGCCGCUAAUUUACUUCCUUGCUUACGAUCUUUGUUGCGAUCAAGAUGCCUCGAUCGAUACGUCGAUGAGCCCAAAUCGAGAAUCGCUGAUUUGGUAGAUCAGAGUUUGGUGUUGGUCAGAUGCGGAGGUUCUUGGGGCACCGGUAUAAUAUUCGACGCUGGAACUGGGACGAUAAUCACAUGCUCUCACGUCGUUCGGAAGGCGCCGGAGAGUCGGAUCAAGGUCGUCCUUCGUCGUGGCGACGAUUCGGUAGCCUCAGGGUCAUCACCGACGUCGUCGUCGUCGUCGUCGUCGUCGUCGUGGGCGAAAUUGCUUUAUCGUACGGCCGAAGAAGAGCCUUACGAUGUCGCGGUACUGAAGCUCGAUCCACGAGAUAUCGAACCCAUGCUGAGAUCCAUCAAGAUCGCUACACGUCAAUCCGCUUUUCGAGGUGAAUUAGUCGCGAGUGCCGGAUUCCCGUUUUUCUCAUCGCGUUUUCCAACAAUAACGCGCGGCAACGUGUCCGCAAUAAGCGAUUGUAUGUUACGUACAACCUGCUGCGUUCAAAGUGGAUCAAGCGGCGGUCCGAUAGUCCGAUGGUCCAACGGUGAAAUGUUGGGAAUGGUUGUGUGCAACGCGAUCGCGAAAAACGAGACAAAACUCUAUCCUCGUCUCAACAUGGCCGUUCCCGUCUCCAUACUCGAGCCUCCGAUUAGCGAAUAUCUCAGAACUGGCGAAGUCAAAGCUCUGGACGCUCUCGGGAAUCAAGAUCUCGGAGUUAAAAGAACAUGGAAUUUUUAUCGAUUGCCGUCUUCAAAAAUCUGAGAGAACAGCAAACAUCCCGUCAAAAUGAAAAGGACGGAGUAUAAAAAAGCUGAUUCCUUUAUUAAAGUUCUUCAAGUGUACUCGGUCACACAAUCAAGAAACAAAAAUUCCAUUUCUGGGAGGCAGCCCCAAGAGUUGGUCCAAAAUAAUAAUAUAAAAUUUGAUUAUCCUCGUUUCGAAUCCAUUCAAAUUCGAAUGGCCACACAAACUUUUUUGGUGUAACAUUAAAAGAUUUUUUAAUAGAUUGAAAA
Messenger RNA from Venturia canescens, 2881 nucleotides. RefSeq names its product peroxisomal leader peptide-processing protease. Bases 999 to 2630 code for a protein of 543 amino acids. Gene Ontology annotation, cellular component: peroxisome. The transcript has 8 exons. The record is from RefSeq and is a predicted model, not a curated record. Gene Ontology annotation, biological process: protein processing; regulation of fatty acid beta-oxidation. Lineage: Eukaryota; Metazoa; Arthropoda; Insecta; Hymenoptera; Ichneumonidae. Gene Ontology annotation, molecular function: serine-type endopeptidase activity.